Hyaloscypha bicolor E is the source of this 770-nucleotide messenger RNA. RefSeq lists its product as uncharacterized. The record is from RefSeq and is a predicted model, not a curated record. The transcript has a single exon. Bases 109 to 507 code for a protein of 132 amino acids. Lineage: Eukaryota; Fungi; Ascomycota; Leotiomycetes; Helotiales; Hyaloscyphaceae.
GACUGACAAUCAUAGUACGAGAUUGGCGACUGGGUCUUAAGAACAGCCAAAUGGGCUCGGCAGGUUGCACCUCAUCAUCCGACAUAUACUGCCAGACCCCCACGCGUCAUGCCGUCUCGUUCUCUAGUCACCGACAAUGAGAGUCUACAAGAUCUGUUUGAUUUGCCCGUAGCGAACCGUCAAGACAUUCAAAUCAUCAAACCUUCGCAUAAGAACCCAACUAGGCCUGGCGCAACACGUGGCAAGACACCUCGCUACAGCUGGGCUACAGCUCAUCAAAAUUACCUCUUCGAGCUCAUGGAGCUAGCUAUGCUCUUACUCAACAGGCCCCUCAGGUUUCACGACUUUGAGGCGAUUACUGAAGCGUUGAAUAGAGAGUUUCGAGGCACAAUCGUUGAAGGCAUUGCUUACGCUGAGAGGGGGGUCAAUCCGGUCAAUACUUAUGUCAUGAAGGGAUGUAAGCAAAGGUAUGACACGUUAGUAAGACGUUUGUUUCCGUCCGUUUGAGCAAGGAGUGGAACAAUGAGGCAUGGCCAUGCAAGAAGGAUGGUUUGUUGUCUCUCGUUUGCUUGUAAGAUUACAAUGCGGAGUAGAAGCAGGCUUUGCUUUUUUACGUACAGCAAAAAUUCAAUUUGUAGAAGUAGGCAUAAUAUCAUGAAAGCUCAGAUUGCAAGAGAAACUGCCUAAAUGUGCCGGAACUUUGGGGACAUUCUUUUAACGUUGAAAUCAAAUUUUACGAGGAAACUUUGGAGCAUUGAGCGCCGUACAAU